AUCUGGUUUGUUGGUGCUGAAAUAGGAUUAUGCCUUGCCCUAUCGACCGGUGAGAGGAUGGCAUGAGGUCCAGACCACCCAAAUGGAAUGUGGACUCAUCGCUAUAAAAGGGGUGGCACACGAAAUUGAGUCGUCAGUGUGACAGACCGCGACAGCACACCGCAAGUCAGAUCCGCGCGAACACCGGCUAAUAGCCCAGCUUACGUCCCGAACGCCCCAGGGGACGGUACGCGAAGCCAGGGCCUGAUCACUGUUUCCGCCCGGCUCUACACUACACAACAACGAGCUCGUCCUCCGACUGCAACGGAAAGUUUCUUCGACGACGGGCGGCGAGAGUUGGACUUUACGACCGCCGUGGUCUUGAGAAACGUGCGGUGAAGCAUGAAGACGGUCGUGAGGAGCCUGGCGUGUCUGGUGACCGUGACGUUGGUGUUGUUGCUGCGGGCUGCCGCCGCCUCCACCCUGCCCAGUCCCACCCGCCACCCGGAGUACAGGUCAGUGCUAGACAGACUCAGGUACACCAUCUCCUCGUCUCUCGGCGACACGGACUCGUCCUUCGGCGCCGAGGAACUGCUCCAUCGGUUCCAGACUCUCGGGUUGAUUCGGCCGCCGGUCGGGAGGGGUCGGGACGGAGACGGGGCGUCAGACGACACCGUGGUUGAGGAAAAAAUCGUCGUGCGGGCCUCUGCUAUACACAGGAUUACAGACGAGGAAGAACAAGCUCUUGCUGACGAGGCAGGGACACAGACAGAGGAGACAACGCGCAUGCCUAAUGAUGAGUCAGAUAACCGUCUUCCAGGUGAUGAUGACGUCAUAAAAACGGCUCUGGGUCUCUUCUCUGAGGCGGAGCUGCCACAAGAAGUCGAGGGCUCCGCGCAUGCGUCGAGCGAACAUGAGCAAGUAAGUCCCGUGGAUGACCGCUACGAGAGAAAGCGAUUCAGAGGGAGAAAGUCACGCCGAAACCGGCGUCGGAAGAAACAUAACAAGAGAGACAAGGGGCAGAGAAGAUCGGAGAAGAAGUCUAUUAAAGUAAGAAUCGGACAGAGCGCCCUGUACGCUGUAGGCAGCGUCGUUCGACUGCCGCUCAGGAAGAGGGACUUACGCAAAGACUGGUGCAAGGCAGUGGCCUUCGACCAGGAGGUCUCGGCCCCAGGGUGCGAAACCAAACUGGUGAGAAAUAAGUUCUGUUACGGACAGUGCAGCUCCUUCCACAUCCCUCGCCAACAUCCGGGGCCUUUCGACUCCUGCGCCUCCUGCACGCCAACGCGCACGCGCAGCGAAAAAGUCGUCCUGAACUGCCAAGGGAACGAGACUAGGGUUCGAAAAGUGUCCAUAGUGGAGGAAUGCGCCUGUCGACCGUGUGGUGACAAAUACUUCUGAUUUACACGGAAUGACACAGUUUGACUAUCCUUGACUUUUUUUUGAAAAAUUACCUUUAAAAAUCCUGCCUAUCGACGUGAAGUACUAUUUCUGUAUUACAAGUACUUUCUAUUGUUUGUUUGUAUGUGUCCAAAAUACGUUUACGUUAUGGUUGUAUAUAUUUACACAAUUGAAUGAAGCUACUGUGAAUUCGAAUGGAAACAAUAUGUACAGAAUAUGAUGUAUCACCAGAACGCUUGUUUAUAUUAAACGCGACUCAUGUGGAAAUAUACUUAAUGCACAUGCAUCUAUACAUUGUAAUAAGGUUAUAAUAAGAAUGUAAGUUUUACGUUGAAUGAAUUAUGACUUCGUACUAUAUAAAAUGGCGACGGAGGUAUGGAUGCAUCAUGGGAAGAAAAUGUAAAUAAGCACAAUGACGUCAGAAUGAACAAAAUCGUAUAUGUAAAUUCUGUAGAAAUAUUGACACUGAUAUUUGAUAUGUCAAAGCUAAUAAUGUCUAACAAAAUAUAUCGAGGUUUAUCAAUUUAUUGAUCUUUUGUCAAAUGACAGAAUAUUGUUCG
Molecule: messenger RNA, 1940 nt
Organism: Branchiostoma belcheri (Belcher's lancelet)
Lineage: Eukaryota; Metazoa; Chordata; Leptocardii; Amphioxiformes; Branchiostomatidae
Exons: 2
Coding region: 382-1380 (332 amino acids)
Source: RefSeq, a predicted model, not a curated record